Gigantopelta aegis is the source of this 907-nucleotide messenger RNA. Its product is annotated as protein eyes shut homolog. Bases 197 to 907 code for a protein of 236 amino acids. The record is from RefSeq and is a predicted model, not a curated record. Lineage: Eukaryota; Metazoa; Mollusca; Gastropoda; Neomphalida; Peltospiridae. The transcript has 6 exons.
UUGCUGUGACAUGCACAUCUUGCAAGAUGGAUGUGUAGUUUUUAUUUUCUGUGUGUUGAUUACUCACCUGAGAACGGGAAUUCACUGAGAUGUCCCAUUAACAAACGACUACAAGGGCUGUAGAACCGGAAUCACAGAGGACUGAUUCACUGUCUGUUCAGUAAGAAGACAGUACUGAGGAGAUCAAAGACUAACGAUGUGGUUACCUGUUCAGGUAGCUGUGGUCAUUCUGCUUGGGACCGUGGCCUCUCAGUCGUAUCCUGAUGUGUGUUCAUCGUCGCCAUGUUUGAAUGGUGGGUCCUGUUUGUCUUCAAAUGGAAACAUCUAUUGUUUCUGUCCGCAAGCAGUCUAUGGAGACCGCUGUCAGAUGUCGUUUUGCAAGGAGCUCAAAAAGGCUGCCAUGGGCAGGGAUAUCUGCUCCCUGUACAAGCCGAACGCCACCUGUGUAGGAGACAUACUUAGUGGUCAGUUUUGUCAGUGUCCACUAGGGUUCACAGGCUUGUUUUGUCAUGAGAGGACAUACAUAGAAGGUGACCCAACUACCCCAUGUGACAGACAAAAACAGCUGUACGACUUUGCCUUGAAAAUUCUCAACACAUCCUACACAUCUGACAGGAUUGUAAACUUGCUCAGAAUGAACUUCGACUUGAAGGCUGCUUUGCGGCACAUACCCAUCAUCAAACUGCCUGUCCGAAAGUGCACGGCUAACGGGGCAUUCGCUCCCAUUCAGUGUCAGGUGGACAUCGACAACAUUUCGCAGAAGACUUGUUUCUGUGCUGAGACCAAUGGUGAUAUACGCGAUGGUUACCAGGAAAGCACGACUGAGCCAACCGGUUGCCCAGAUGAAAACACAAAAGCCGGAUGUGUGACAAGAAAUGCUGUUCUAAUGUGGAGUUCGUACACCUGA